AUAAGAAGUAAUAAAAACCUAAUCGUGAAGUAUGUUCCAUCUGGACUUAAUCCAGCAGAUGUUGCAACACGACCGAGUACUUCAAAAGAAGAGAGAAAUAAGUGGUUGGAUGGACCUGCCUUCUUACGACACGAUCCAAAGGCCUGGCCCAAGAGCCCAGGUAUUGAAGUUUCUCUUCUGUUGGGGGAGGGUCUGUCUAACACAGAAAAUCAUCAAAAAGAUAAAACAUUGCCUACCAAAUCAAAUCCUGUAACAAACUCAGAUCCUCAAUUACAAGAAAUAAGACAGUUACAACAAACAAUGUUCCCGGAAGAAGUGCAAGGGAAGAAAACGAGUUUAGCUCGCAACCUAGGUUUAUUCUGUGACACAAAUGGAAUCUUACGAUGUGACGGUCGUCUCACAAAUUCAGAUUUAUCCUUCAACGCAAAACAUCCCAUUCUCUUACCGAAAGAAUGUGAAUUCACAGAAAAACUCAUAAAAGAAACUCAUGAAAAGAAUCUCCAUGUAGGAGUACCUCACACUUUAAGUCUUAUACGUCAGAAGUAUUGGAUACCUCAAGGUAGAACUAGAGUCCAAAAAACAUUAAGUAAAUGUCCAAGAUGUGUAAAACACGGAGGAGGUCCGUAUGAAUUACCCAAGACUCCUGCAUUACCGGUAGAGAGGGUGAAGUAUACGACUUCAUUCGCUUACACAGGGGUAGACUAUUUUGGACCAAUGAUUGUGAGGACGGAAAACGGUUUAAAGAAAAGAUGGAUCUGUCUGUUUACGUGUCUUGUAAUAAGGGCGAUACACCUAGAAGUCGUCAAGGAUCUGACGACUAACGAAUGCCUCAUGGCAUUUAGAAGAUUCAUUGCUACAAGAGGAGCUCCGACUCUUAUUAUAUCUGACAAUGCCUCGCAGUUUAAAUUAUUGGGAGAAGUAUUGUCAGAAGAAAGAAAUUUUAUAACUAACAUAAAAUGGAAAUUUAUUCCACAGCUCGCACCGUGGCAUGGUGGAGCUUAUGAAAGACUAGUAGCAAUUGUAAAGCACUGUUUAAAGAGAACACUUCAAAAACACAUGCUUGAAGACAAUCAACUGUUAACCAUAAUUAAAGAAGCAGAGGCGGUUAUUAAUACUAGACCCCUCACAUAUGUGGGAUCAAAUGUAGAACACAUACUUAAACCUGCAGAUUUCCUAACGACAGGAAAGUGUUUAAGUAUAGAAAUACUCAUAGAAAGUUUACCACUUUCAGGUUCACUUAUAAAACAACAACUUAUUGAAGGUUGGAAUCGCGGAAACAUGAUAAUGGAUGAAUACAAAGAAAUGUUUAUUAACCAGUACUUACUUAGUCUCAGAGAAAGAUAUCGAAAUUCACCUAAACAAGCAAGGGUGAGAUCUCAGAAAAACCCAAAGGUGGGAGAUAUAGUACAAAUAAAGAGUGAAGCUAAAAAUAGAGAAGGAUGGAAGGUAGGAAAGAUUUCAGAAUUAAUAAAAGGAAAGGAUGGAUUGUGCAGAGUUGCAAAAGUAAAAGUAGGGGACAGUGUGUUCACAAGAUCUAUUGCACAUUUGUAUCCUCUGGAAGUGGAUGAGGAUGUAUCAUUCCAAGAUCCUACAAGGGAAUCCCUAGUAAAUGAGGAUAAAACAACAUACUUUGAUACUGAAGAUCUCCCUCAGACCUUACCUUUAAGGACUAAAGAGAGUAACACGUACGUCCCUACCUGCACAAACGAUUCUAAGGAAGAUCAUCACAUAUUAAAAGAGACAAAUGAAAACGACUUGACAAUGGACCAAGGAGAACUGUUGGAAGGCACAAAUUUGAUACAAAACAGGGAAAUUGCUCCAGAACAAGUUCCUUCUGGGUCAGAAACUGAUAUAAAUAAUGAAGAGUCGUCAAAUCAUCAAAUUGUAUCGACUGAUCAACGUCGAGCAGCCGCGGUCCAGGCUAUGGAAAGAAUCCAUAGAUGGACACAAGAAUUAAUGUCAGCCAUUAAUUAAGAUCCAGAGGGGGAGUGUCGCGAAGUACGCGAUGAUUGUAAAUAAUAGACAGCAACACUUAAGCCCGGAAACGUAAAAUAAAGAACAUGAAAUUUAGUCUAUGGUCUGGAGUAGAACGUGGUCUAUGUUGGCCGCUGGCGUUGGGGAACGCUGGAGAUCUUGAGUCACACCGAGUCCAACUUAAUUAAGGUAAGGAUGACAAUAUUCCUCUCAUACUACAGAAGCCUCAAUUACAAUAAUGCCAUAGUAUGUCUAUCAACCAAUCAAUUAACUAAAUCAUAAAGCGA
Messenger RNA from Cydia pomonella (codling moth), 2261 nucleotides. RefSeq lists its product as uncharacterized. Gene Ontology annotation, biological process: DNA integration. Gene Ontology annotation, molecular function: nucleic acid binding. The transcript has 2 exons. Lineage: Eukaryota; Metazoa; Arthropoda; Insecta; Lepidoptera; Tortricidae. Bases 301 to 1974 code for a protein of 557 amino acids. The record is from RefSeq and is a predicted model, not a curated record.